Messenger RNA from Xenopus laevis (African clawed frog), 1473 nucleotides. Its product is annotated as vesicle-associated membrane protein 1-like. Lineage: Eukaryota; Metazoa; Chordata; Amphibia; Anura; Pipidae. The transcript has 5 exons. The record is from RefSeq and is a predicted model, not a curated record. Bases 77 to 376 code for a protein of 99 amino acids.
GGAUGAUGAAUGUAUUGAAACCUGCAGAUCUACCGGGGCUGCAGUGGGGAGAGGAGCGGAGGGACCAACAGGGAUCAUGUCAGCAUCUGGGGUACCCCCUCCAGGUAGCAACCGCAGGCUUCUACAGACCCAAGCACAAGUAAAUGAGGUAGUGGAUAUCAUGCGGGUGAAUGUGGACAAGGUGUUGGAUCGCGAUCAGAAGCUGGCAGAGUUGGACGACCGAGCAGAUGCUCUCCAAGCUGGAGCCUCCCAGUUUGAGACCAGUGCAGCCAAACUGAAGAGGAAGAACUGGUGGAAAAACUGCAAGAUGAUGAUUAUCAUGGGAGUGUUGUGUGCAAUAAUAUUCAUCAUUUUCAUCAUUUAUUUCUUCACCUGACCUUGGUGGUCCUUUCUCUCAUCUUCUUGUUUUUUCCAUGUUUUUGUUGUUCUUGUGUUUUCUCACCAUUCCCCGAGCUCCUGUCAGCAGUUUCAUGCCAAGAUUCCAGGUGACUGAACAUCUAAUAGCAGAACUAACCUGAUGGGACACAGGAAACCCCACAAACCAGCCACACAGAAGACUCCUACUGACUCUAGGAAUUGAAUAUUUGUAUUUAUCAUUGGUUGUGCCCUAAUCAAGUUCCAGGUUAAAAUGUGUGAAUAUUUAUUCAGAUGGCGUUUAGGCUCAUACAAGGAUGGUGUUUCAGGGUGUUAGAGUUCUCUGUUUAUGGGAGACACUUCUGCUGGUAGGCAGGGUUUGAUUGGGAUCAUCUGAAUUGGAAGUAACCAAACCUGUACUCGUAAUUUAGCAAUAAUUAAAUUGCUGUGAAAUGUACUAAUACUGUAUAUAAUGCUUAACCUGUGCUGGAAACAGUAACCUAUGCAACAGUGAUAGUACAGCGAGGCACACUACGCUCCACGACUGACAAUAGGAGGCUCCUUAGCACCCAGCACAGAAGUUACAGGCAUUCUCACCAAGCACAUGUACAUUUUAAGAGUCAUAAAAACCCAAAGGGUGAACAGAAAAAUCAGCUCAAAAUUCCCCAAAUGAAAACUCAAAAUUUCCAGCAUUUAGUGAGAUGUUUUGGCUGUAAGGCAAGAAGAGAGUGUAGCCAUUUGUUUGGCUAAAAGAAACUCCCAUCAGGGUUGGCAAAAGAGAGAGAGAGAACAACUUGCUUAGUUGGUGCUACUUUAGUGAAUCAGUGGUAUUUGCACUAUGUGGCCUCUAACAGAGUCCUCAAGGGAAUAGCUAUACAAGAAUAAGAAAUUCUUUAUUAUGAAUGGGCAUUUUCAAAUUGUUGCACUCUCUGCAGAGGUCAAAAUGGGCGUAGGAUAAAGUAAAUGUUGUUCAUUAUGGGCAUAAGUGUUAGUCAUUGAUGGCUCUUGUUUCAUUAACUAAACACCUGACAUCCCCAUUGUUCUUUUCUCACUGUUCUAAAACUGAUCGAUGUCUGUAGAAUGUGUCAUAAUGCAAAUAAAAGUUGUCUUGUAGCCAAA